Octodon degus (degu) is the source of this 2569-nucleotide messenger RNA. RefSeq names its product solute carrier family 35 member E1 (gene Slc35e1). The annotation marks the transcript as partial. Gene Ontology annotation, cellular component: Golgi apparatus. The transcript has 6 exons. Lineage: Eukaryota; Metazoa; Chordata; Mammalia; Rodentia; Octodontidae. The record is from RefSeq and is a predicted model, not a curated record. Gene Ontology annotation, molecular function: antiporter activity.
CCGCCCGCGCCGCCUGUGUCGGGGCCCGCGGCCGGCCCGCACCCGCCACCCGGCCCGCUGCUGCCGCCGCGCUUCUAUCCGCGCUACGUGCUGCCGCUCGCCUUCGGCAAGUACUUCGCGUCCGUGUCGGCGCACGUCAGCAUCUGGAAGGUGCCCGUGUCCUACGCGCACACCGUCAAGGCCACCAUGCCCAUCUGGGUGGUCCUCCUGUCCCGGAUCAUCAUGAAGGAGAAGCAGAGCACCAAGGUGUACCUGUCACUCGUGCCCAUCAUCAGCGGCGUGCUGCUGGCCACCGUCACUGAGCUGUCCUUCGAUGUGUGGGGGCUGCUCAGCGCCCUGGCAGCCACACUGUGCUUCUCGCUUCAGAACAUCUUCUCUAAGAAGGUUCUGAGGGACUCACGCAUCCACCAUCUCCGGCUGCUCAACAUCCUGGGGUGCCACGCUGUCUUCUUCAUGAUCCCCACAUGGGUGCUGGUGGACCUCUCGGCGUUCCUCGUCAGCAGUGACCUGACCCACGUGUCCCAGUGGCCCUGGACGCUUCUGCUGCUGGCGGUCAGUGGCUUUUGCAACUUGGCCCAGAAUGUCAUCGCCUUCAGCAUCCUCAGCCUGGUCAGCCCGCUCAGCUACUCAGUUGCCAGCGCCACCAAGCGGAUCACGGUCAUCGCUGUGUCCCUGCUCAUGCUGCGCAACCCGGUCACCAGCACCAACGUGCUGGGCAUGCUGACCGCCAUCCUUGGGGUCUUCCUGUACAACAAGACCAAGUACGAUGCGAACCAGCAGGCCAGGAAGCGCCUGCUGCCUGUGUCUGCAGCAGACCUGGGCGGCCGGGAGCGGCCCCACAACGGCGUGCUCUUCCCCGCCCAUGGGGACCUCCAGUAUGGCCGCAGUGGCGGCGGUGGCAUCCUCACGGAUCACUUUCAGUACAGCCGGCCUGGGCAGCCCAGCUCGUACACCUUGAACCGCUAUGACGUGUAGUGCCUGGGGCACAGGGUGGCCAGGCCCACACCCCAGCGGUAUCAGACGCUCCUGACACCAGUGAUGGCCGGUGGUCAAGGGAUAGGGUGUGGCCUGCCCAAGGAGACCCUGCUGUCCACUGGGGGCAGGAUGGGGUUCCUGCCAGGCGAAGUCCCUUCCUGUGCUGUCCCAGCUCCUCAGCACAGUGGAAGCGGCUGGCGAUAUGGGUGCUGCUCGCCUGGAGUGGCCAAGAGGUGGCCAGGAGGAACCCAGGAGCAGAGGGCAAGCUGUGGGGUGGAGCCGGAUGGUGACCAUGGGCCACAGGGGCAGCAGGCUGACAGAGGUUUGCAUGGAGUGGCCAAGUUGGGGUGGGGAAGGGGGCAGGAGGGCUGUCUUGCCUUCUCAUCUACCUGAGCAGGGUGGGCCCAGGCAGCCAAGGGGCUCUGGGGAUCCAGGGCCCUCCCAGCCCAAGCCUGGUGCUGCCGCCUCUGGUGAGGACCUGCAGGCUGGCAGCCGGGUCAUGGGAGUGCGCUCCUAGCAGUGCUCAGCACAGGAGGGCGGCCCCGGCUCAGUUGGAAACCACUUCGUUGUUCCCACGAGGCUGCCUGGUGCCACCCUUGGGGACAAGCAGAAAGCAGCUGGCCUUGGAAGUUGCUUCUCAGUGGCUACACAGCUGAUGACAAUCGAAUCUAGAGCAGUAUCCCCGGGAACUGUCACCCACAGAGCCACACCUGCCUCCGCCUAUGUCUGUGCUGUUUCUCCGUCAGGAUCCAGUCCUGUCCUGUUAGAUCCAGGGCAGGGACACCAAGCAGGACACGGUUUGCCAAGUCAGACCCUUCACUCAGGACUGAGUCUGGAGCAAGGCCACACUGAGGCCACACCUGCAACUGUUAUGGAGGCUGAGGCCGGGCAAUCUAGGCACCCUCAACAGACCCCAUCUCAAGGAACAAAAAGAAGUUUGGAUUCAGCAGAAUCACAUCAAGAAAACUAGGAUCCUGUGUGGCACAGCCCAUGAAGCCUCCAGCUUUUUUGGUGUUGGAAAGGGGCCACAUCUCUGUUCCUGGGCUGGGGGACAGUUCUGCUGACCUUGCCUGCAAGCACGGUGGUUCCCUAUUGCAGGAGAAGCAAGGUGACACCCCGCUCCUGGGUCUCUCCUUAGAACCAGACUUCACCAGUUAGAGCGCCUCUGCUCUUGGGAGGACUGCUCUUCGCGUGGCCAGCAGAGGCCUGGUGUUUCUGGAGGUGCUGCAGGCGCUCUAGUCACGUCUUGGCUUCUAGGUGAAAGACAACUGGUACAAAGUAGGGAGAGGUGGUAGGUGUACUCGUGCACACCUGUUGUACCUGCUACUUGGGAGGCUGAAGCAGGAGGAUAAGGAGCCUGAGGCCAGCUGGGCCAGACUGUGUCAGAAGCUUGCCCAGCCCAAGGAAGGCCCUGGUUCCUGUCACCAGCACUGGGACAGAUGUGGUUUACAAAAAGACCUUGUGAAAGCUAGGCGCAGCCAUGCCUGGGCUGGGGGACAGUUAUGCUGAUGUUGCCUGCAAGCACAGUGGUUCCCUAUUGCAGGAGAAGCAAGGUGACACCCUGCUCCUGGAUCUCUCCUUAGAACCAGACUUC